Messenger RNA from Trichobilharzia szidati, 1748 nucleotides. NCBI's taxonomy places the organism in Eukaryota, Metazoa, Platyhelminthes, Trematoda, Strigeidida, Schistosomatidae. The record is from the annotation of a GenBank genome assembly.
ACAUGUUACACAUAUACACAAAUGCAUAAAUCUCAUUCUAAGUAGUAUAAAGUUCACAACCAAUAAACUGGUCAUUCAUUAUUGUCUUACUACACUAGUUGUGUAUUCUGUUUCCCAAAUCAUCUUUCAACAACACUUUCUAUCAUACAUAUGUGUAUAAUUCUGUAUUGCUACUGCUACUAUUAUUAUCAUUAUUAUUAUUAGUAGUAGUGGUAUUAUGAUUAAUAUUGUUAUUCUUAGGUAUUAUAUCAACUACAUACAGUGAAGGGAACAUAAGGAUUGAAAUAUUGAAUUUUUCAGACUGAACAUUGAAUUUUCCUUUGCAUUGUUCAUUGUUAUCCAUUUUCUUUUUUUCUUCAUUCUUUUUAUAACUUCACAAAUUUCUACAUUUAUUUGAGACAAUAUAAAUGCUGUAUGUGUAUUAUGUCUACAUUUGUUUAAAAUGAUGUCUCAUAAUUGUAGAAAGAAGAAAACCAUUUUCAAUAAUAACGAUAAUAAUAAUAAUAACAAACUUCAAUAUCGAAUGCUUUAGAAAUCACCAGUGAUAUUAUACUGUUGAUACAUAUAAUUUAAAUAAUAUCUUAAUUAUUAAUAUACGAACGAUUCUGAUGGAUAUAUUUAUGAGAAGUAAUAACCUAAAGCGAUAGUGGAUGUAUUAAUGAACAAUAACAAUAAUGUUUAAUUGACUAGAAUGGCCUUGGAAUAUGACUGCUGGAUCUGCCGAAAAUACAAUCCAUUUGUUGUUAUAAUUUUAUUGACAGAAAUCUACAUACAUUUUUGCAAAUAUUACUGUAAUUAUCCAAAUUUACAUAUCACCUUUUUAACUGGUGUCAAUGGACAAUUAAAUCUUUGGGUAGAUCGUCAGCUAGUAAUACAAAUUAUUGAAUCAAUGCCACAUAAUCAAAAUAUUCCGGGUAGACUACGUUGUCCAAGAAGAUUACCAGAAAUUCACAGACAUAUUCCAGAACAUUUGUUUCUCGUUUUCAAUGGAUUACUUUUACACGAAGCAUUGGAUCGUAUUUCAUUAUCUGCUCAUAGACCUAUCCCUCCUCGUAUUGAUAUGUUACGUGUCAAAUGGAGAGCAGGCUUUGAACGUUUAACCUACAAUAUCGAUUUGAAGUCAAUGAAUCAAACACUUCUGCAUACACCACUCUUAAAUAUUGCGAAAUCUGGUUAUAUUCCAGCUACACAAUCUGACGUUCAGAUAUCUUUACCAUGCACUGGAAGAUUUACUGGCAUAGCUCCCUUCCAAGUAAGACUUGAUGUUCAAAGAGAAUUUGAAGGUUUACGAAAGAUUCCGCCGAUUUCUUUCAUUGUCUAUAAAUAUUGUCUGAGUGCAAGUCAACAUGCACGAUUUAUUAUCAAAUGUGAAUGCCGUAUUCAGUGUUUACAAUCGAAUAUUAACAAUCGUCAAUCACUACGAAAACGUUGUAUUCGACGCUGUCGGAGACGUUAUGGUCUAAAUAACAUACAGGAUAAACAGAGAAAAUGAAUAAAUUAUUUUCUGUUCAAAAAGAUGAAACCAUUUAAACUCUACUUUUUGUGAAGAAAUAGCAAUAAAACUAUCAGUAACCACGAUAAGAACAAAUUCUUUAACAUUAUACCUCUAUUCUGUAUACUGUUAGUUCAGAACCUUAUAAUUAUUAAUAAACCUGAGUUUUAUUGACUAUUCUACAUUUUAAUUCAUCCAGACAUCAGUGAAAAGAAGAAAAAUCAAGUAGUUCAGAGAAGAGGCUCUUUUCUUAGAA